This is a messenger RNA of Oreochromis aureus, 3019 nucleotides long. Its product is annotated as B-cell receptor CD22-like. Bases 126 to 1280 code for a protein of 384 amino acids. The record is from RefSeq and is a predicted model, not a curated record. NCBI's taxonomy places the organism in Eukaryota, Metazoa, Chordata, Actinopteri, Cichliformes, Cichlidae. The transcript has 7 exons.
UUGCUUCUCUCUGAUAUGAUAAUAACUAGUUUACAGGGUUUAUUGUAAUUUUGCUUCAUUUCACUCUAAAACUGUGAGACUAAACUGGGACUUGUUUGGGUUUCAACAAGUUCCUGUGUGUGAACAUGGUGACAGUCGGCAUGUUGCUGAUUGUCCUCUUUGUUCCAGCUGCUUUGGCUGAUUGUCCUGAUGAUGCAGCACUCUUUAUAACUGCAUCAAAGAAGCUGGAAGCACUGAGUGGAUCUUGUUUGCAAAUCCCAUGUAGCUUCAGACCCAAAGAAGAACAGAGAUUUAACAGCACAAGAAAAACCUUUGGAGUGUGGAUUAAAAACAAUUCUGAUAUUACCAAAAUCAAAAACAAUGUGAUCUUCAACAGUAAUGGAGCAGUUAGCAUCUAUCCAAUGAGUAUUACUGGGAACCUGAGUCAGAGAGACUGCACCACUCUGUUUUCUAAUUUAACCACAAACUACACAGACACAUACUUCUUCAGAGUAGAGAGUGAAACAUUGAAGUCAACAGCUGCUUGUGAUCCUCUUCAAAUAACAGUCAGAGAUUCUCCUUGGAGGCCCAAUAUUACAAUCCCAGGUGAUCUGAAGGAGAAGGAGUCUGUCACUAUAACCUGCUCAGCUCUCACUCCCUGUCCACACUCCCCUCCUCAACUCACCUGGAAUCUCCAACAAGACUCUCACAACAAAAUAGAGGAAAACACAGAUGGAAGCUUUACAACUAAAAUCCAGCAGACCAUCACUCUGUCAGACACACAUGAUGGAAAGAAGAUCAGCUGCUCUGCCAGAUAUCCUGUGAACCAAGGAAAAGACACCAAGACAGCAGAGACAGAAGAGACUCUCAGUGUUUCAUAUGCUCCUAAAGACACCUCAGCAUCCAUCAGGCCAUCAGGUUUGGUGUCAGCAGGCAGCUGGGUGAACCUGACCUGCUCCAGCAGAGCCAAACCUCCAGUCAGCAGCUUCACCUGGUUCAAGAAGAGCAGAGAUGGAGCUGUGAAAGUAUCUGAAGGAGAGAUUUACAGCUUCAAUGUAACAGAUGGAGGAGUUUAUUACUGUGUGGCCACUAAUGAUCUGGGUAAUCAGACAUCAGCAGAGAUUAAUGUGACUGAAGGUGGAAACCUGGUUGGUGUCUACACUAUAGUGAAGACUGUGGGAAUCAUAAUGCUCGUGAGCACACUGAUGGUUUUUGUGUGCUGGUUCAGAUCCAGACACUCCAACAGUCCAGAAACUGAAAUCUGUCAGAUGAGCAGAGUCACAUCACAACACAUCAACUGAAGCUUCUGCAGGAGGACAAACUCCACCUCAAAAUAUCUCUAAAUUCACUGCAGUGAUCUUCAACACUUUUGGUUUGAGAGUAGAGAUGAUGUUGCAGGAAUUGAGACAUUUCCUUUGUGGACAAGUUCAUGCCGCUCCUCAACUGGACUGAACAUUUUAAAUAGGACCUGCUUCACUCUAAGGUCAAGCAUUUUAUCCAUGAACACUGAUCUAAUCCUACACUUAUGUAAGACUGCUGCAGCAUGAUGCUUGGACAAUCCUGGCAGUUUCCACUCUCUUACAGUUUCAGCUGUUUUCCUAACAUUAGUAUUAGAUUCAGAAUCAGACUCAUCUUUAUUUGGCCAAGUUUGUGCACACAAACAAGGAAGAAGUUACAGAAAGUCUUAAGAAACAGUGGUCUGUAGCACCUGCCUGAAGGCAGCAGUUUGAACAGUUAUUUCUGGGAUGUGAGGCGUCUGCAGUGAUGUUUCCACCUGUUUCUUUAUCCUGGUCUUGUACAGGUCCUGGAUGGAGGGAAGAUCCUCUCUGCAGACCCGACUAUCCGUUGAAGUCUGGCCUCUAAACAGCUUUUCCACUGAUAACUACUGCCCCCUUUGUGGAACUUUGCCAAAACAAUUACAAAGAUUUGAAUCCCCCGAGGUGCUCAGGCUGUGGUGGGGGAAUAUCAGUGAUUUACAAGUGCAACUUAAGUUGUCACCCAUUUACUCUGAGCUCAUAUCAUCCCUUCCAAUCCAAGUAUGAAAAUCUAUUUUGGUGUAUUAUUUUCCACCAACCUCCUAAAUCCUGUGAUGACUUCCUGAAUUAAUUCUGUCAUCUGUUUUCAUAUAUUGUCAAAUUUGACCAAUUCCCUUUUGUUGGUAAUUGUGAUUUAAACACUGAUGAUAGUGCAGGAUGGUAAUGGUCCCACACAUAACAGCGAGCACCCCAUGAUCGUGAUUUUACUCCCAUCUUAUCCAUAACCUCCCUGCAUAUGUUGUCACGGUCCUGGGCCAUUGACCCAGUGUUUAGUGUUCUCUGUGCCUCCCUUAUGUUUGGUCUCUGUGUUUCUUAGUUGCUCUGUCUCCCCUGUCAGCUGUAUCCCCUAGUCAAGUCCGCGUCUCAGUGUUACGUUUCCUGUUUUACUUUGAAAGUCUGUGUUUUUGGUGAAUGUAUUGAGUUUUGCUUCCCUUUGGUCUCGUCAUGUCUGAUUUAUCCCAGCUGUGCUCUCCUUCUGUGUCUCAUUCCCUUGGUUAUUCCCCAGUGUAUUUAAGCCCUGUGUUUCUCUAUGUCAGUGUUGUGUCCUCCCUCAUGCUUCCUUGUUUGCCUCUUGGUGAAGUUUAGUUUUUAUUCUCCAGUUUACUUUAGUCCUGUAUGAUUUCUGUGUGUCAGCAAUAAAGCUGCAUUUUGAGUUAUUCCCGUGUGUUGUGAUUUCUACAUUUUGGGUCCUCUUCCUGCCUGCACACAGCCGAUCAUGACAUAUGUCUGAUAUAGCACCUGGCCACACAUUUGUAUUAUUGACACAGUUUUUCAGUUAGUGUUUUCUUCCCAGAAACAAACUGUUCAGUCUUGUAUCUUUAAUGAGAAUUCAGGAGCUGUAUCAACACAUUUUUCAGAUGUCAGUGAUUCACUUCAUGGGUCUAAUAGUCUAUGUUAAUCAUCAUAUUAAGUUUUAAUUUAGAUGAUUAAUGAAAUUUUUAAGAUUCUUCUUCUUCUCUGUCUAAAGCUGACUUUACAGAAUGAAAUUCUCUAAAUUGUCUUAU